Molecule: messenger RNA, 5418 nt
Organism: Dermacentor silvarum
Lineage: Eukaryota; Metazoa; Arthropoda; Arachnida; Ixodida; Ixodidae
Gene: Su(dx)
Product: E3 ubiquitin-protein ligase wwp-1-like
Exons: 23
Coding region: 510-3341 (943 amino acids)
Biological process (GO): ubiquitin-dependent protein catabolic process
Molecular function (GO): ubiquitin protein ligase activity; protein binding
Source: RefSeq, a predicted model, not a curated record
GCGCUUCGGGGAGGCCGCAUAGCACCGUUGUGUUUCCGCCUUGGACCGUAACAGCGAGUCAGCUAUCAUCCAGCCUUCCAGUUAGGAGAACCGCGGCGAUGUUUGCGCGCCCAUAGUUCCACUUGCGUGUUGGCACUCGUCACUUUCUGUAGCUUUCACAUCACGGCCAGAUUAGGCCUAAACGAUGUCAGGAUAUUCUGCUCGCAUUUCUCCAGUUUUCAUCUCGUAGGCAGAAACGACUCAACUGCUCGGCCAGUGUGCUUUACUGUUCGUAAAUAUAGAGCAAAUGAUUGCACUUAGUGGAGCGCCAGAUGCUGCGUCGUUGACGUAUUUAAAGCAAGUUUCAACGCCUGUCGCCUGAGCGAUGAGCAGCUGACCUGCACGGCUUGCUGGCCAGUAUGAACUACAGCUGUGCUCUACAACUCCUUUUGCCGACACUCCUGCUUUACUGACCGAUUUUAGAUGUGCACCAGUCUGCAAUUUGGUUCUGCGUAGGUGGAAAUUAGAAAAUGUCAGAAGGCUCUUCAAGUGGGUCUCUUUUUGAACUUAAUGUGACAGUUGUUUCAGCAAAGUUGAAUUCAUCUGGGAUACUGUUCAAACCAGACCCUUAUGUUGAGCUCAGUGUUGAUGGUGGAGUUCCUGUCAAAACAGAGUACAGCAAAAGCACCUGCAAUCCCAAAUGGGACGAACAGUUUCCAGUGUUGGUGACACCAUAUUCGAAGCUUCAUUUUCGUGUCUUCAACCACAACUCCCUCAUAAAAGAUGCACUCCUUGGUGAAGGCUGUCUUGAACUCUACCAUGUAUUGGAGAAAGCUGAUGGAAAAUUGGACAAGGUGCCACAACCACUGGAAUUGAGCUGUGGCAGCAAACCUGGCCGUAGUUACAGCUACUUGCUGACCAUUCUGGAUGGAAUGAAUGUUGACAUGAGCUGGUAUCCACCAAAGGAAGGCAUGGCCACUGCACACCCUAGAAGAGAAGCAGCUCCUAAAAGCUCAUCUUCUGGUUCCAUCCAUCAACAACACAAUGGAUCCGUGUCUGGCCAUAUGACCGUGGUAGCCGACCAAGCUGACCUUGGUAGCCGGCAGUGGGGCACACCUGCUGGAGCACGGAUCCGAGUGCGCAAGAGCCAUAACAGCAGUGAGCCCCCUGUGACCACAGCUGCGGCAGCACCUUUGUCUUCGUCUGCAGCAGAGGCAGCAGGUAAUGGGCCCACUUCUUCUGACCAGCCGUUACGCCAAAACACCCAAAGUUCUGCAAGCAGCAGUGGGAACUCCAGGCCAGAGGGAACGUCUCAAGGGGCCCAUUUUGCCAUACCAAGCUCUUCAUCGGCAGCAGUGGAGGAGGAGUCCCAGCUAGGAGUGGGCACGGGUAGUCAGGCCUCACCAUGGUCCUCGACCUCUACCAUGGUUAUCCGCAUGGACAAUGGUGGCGGGGAAGCAGGAGCCCGGUGGGCUGCCGCGGAGUCGUCUUCCGAGGGGGCUUCGAACCAGCAGAGUCGCCUGCGCAGGACUGGUGUCCCAGCCUCACCCUGUGGUCGUACAAGCCGCACGACUCCAGCUACAGUUCCAGGUGCAGCUGCAGGGGCGGGCCCUGCUGGCACUCCACCAGCUGCAGCUGCAGCGGCUUCUACCGACGAAGAGCAGUUGCCCCCUGGGUGGGAGGUGAGGUACGACCAGUUUAACCGCAAGUACUAUGUGGACCACAACACACGGAGCACAACGUGGGAACGACCGCAGCCUUUGCCUCCUGGUUGGGAGAUGAGACGAGACAACAGGGGACGAGUGUAUUACGUCGAUCACAAUACAAGGACAACCACAUGGCAGAGGCCAACAGCUGAGAGUGUGCGCAACUAUCAGCACUGGCAGUCAACCCAGGCUCAGGCCAUGCAGCAGUGCCAGCAACGCUUCCUGUACCAUACACCAGUCCAGGUGGAUGACGAUGAUCCACUGGGGCCUUUGCCUGAAGGGUGGGAGAAAAGGAUUGACCCAAACAAUCGUGUGUACUUUGUGAACCACAAAAACAAAACAACGCAGUGGGAAGACCCACGUACCCAAGGAAAGGAAGAGCCCCUCCCUCCUGGUUGGGAAAUCAAGUACACAGCAAACAGAGUACGCUACUUCGUGGACCACAAUUCCAAGACAACAACAUUCAAAGAUCCUCGGCCAUCUCCAAAGGGAGCCUAUGGAGUGCCAUUAGCUUAUGAAAGAAAUUUCAAGUGGAAGCUUACGCAGUUCCGCUACUUGUGCCACUGCAACUCUUUGCCUAGCCACAUCAAGAUAACAGUCUCCCGGGGAAACAUAUUUGAAGAUUCUUUUGGCCAAAUUAUGCGGGUUCCACCGCAUGAACUGCGAAGAAGGCUCUUCAUCACAUUCAAGGGGGAAGAAGGCCUUGAUUAUGGAGGAAUAGCCAGAGAGUGGUUUUUCCUGCUGUCACAUGAGGUCCUCAACCCCAUGUACUGCUUGUUUGAAUAUGCGGGAAAGAACAACUACAGCCUGCAGAUUAACCCUGCGAGCUCUGUGAACCCUGACCAUCUGCUGUACUUCCGGUUCAUCGGAAGGUUCAUUGCCAUGGCUCUCUUUCAUGGAAAAUUCAUAUACAGUGGAUUCACACUUCCCUUCUAUAAGCGUAUGCUUGGCAAAAAGCUCACCAUGAAGGACAUUGAGUCCAUAGACAAUGAGUUUUACAAUUCUCUCAUCUGGAUCAAAGAGAACAAUAUUGAAGAGUGUUCCCUUGAACUGUACUUCAGUGUAGACUUCGAGGUGCUAGGGCAGAUCCAGUCUCAUGAACUAAAGGCCGGUGGAGGAGAAAUUAGAGUUACUGAGGAGAACAAAGAUGAGUACCUGAGGUUGAUGACGGAUUGGCGGUUUUCACGGGGCCAAGAAGAGCAGACAAAAUCAUUCUUGGAUGGCUUCAAUGAAGUCCUGCCUUUGGAAUGGCUUCAUUACUUUGAUGAACGGGAACUUGAGCUGAUGCUGUGUGGAAUGCAAGAAAUUGACAUUGAUGACUGGCAGCGAAACAGCAUCUACCGGCACUACACUCGCAACAGUAAACAAGUUAUCUGGUUCUGGCAGUUUAUCAGAGAUAUGGACAAUGAAAAAAGGGCACGCCUACUACAGUUUGUCACAGGCACGUGCCGUGUACCUGUUGGUGGAUUUGCUGAGCUUAUGGGGAGCAAUGGGCCACAGCGUUUCUGCAUCGAGAAAGUGGGCAAGGAGACGUGGCUUCCUCGAAGUCACACAUGCUUCAACCGGCUGGACUUGCCACCCUACAAGAGCUAUGAGCAGCUGGUGGAGAAGUUGACCUAUGCCAUAGAAGAGACGGAAGGUUUUGCUCAGGAAUGAUGCUUUCUCUGCCCGGUAUAUCUGCUCGUGGGGCAGUAAGCGUUGGGAGAGAAGCACUUGGGGACCCUGUCAGGCUGAAAGAGAUAACAUAGGGGAAUGUUGAUAAGGAGCUUAGAUCUCUCCAAUGCCAGCUUUCCAGGGCAUUUAGGUUAUGUGCUACCAUCAAGGCAGCAAGCUACAUUGCCUGACAAGGUGCAAUGAGCUUUUUUCUUUUUUUCAUUAAGAAAAAAGAUGAAAGGUAACUUCUGAUGUGCUGUGUUCUUGUUACCUUUGUUCUGCUUGCUUGACAUUGUUUUUGCGCUACUCGUUUUCUGCAUUCAGGCCUAAAGGGUGCAACUUGUUUGGCUUGAAUUCUUGUAUGUUUUGGUACUGUGAUAAGAGACAACACCACACCGGUACUAGUAGUGGUGCAAUGGUUUUCCCAAGCAGUUAGCUGCUUUGACCUGUGUUUGCUUUUAUGUUUUAGUCAGCUCUGGGUGCUACCUUAAGGUGGCACCUGGUAUAAUUGAAGAUGGUUCCUUUGUUGAAUGGUCUCUCUUAGUGACAUUUCACUGCUGUAGAGUAGCCAAUGUGAGGCUUCUGGCCGGCUGAGGGUGUGAUGUAAAGCUAUGGUCCUCACCAGCUUAAAGGAAUAUAUAUUUAUUGUGUCCGUAUGCUCACCUUGCUAAAAUAAUGAGAACUGGCCUGGAAGAGUAUCUGGCUUUUUCUGCAUUAGUGCAUGUCACACAUGCAUCCCACUUGGUUAAAAAAAAGAAAGUAGUGUGAGCUGGAAUUGGAACUGUGCCAGUGUUCCCAUGCCAGGGGGAUCUACUGAGGCAGCAUACUUGCAUGAAGUGGCUGUUCUCUCAGGUGUGUCAGAGGACCAUUGAAUAACAUGUUUUAAAAAGACAAAACACACACACGUGCAGACACACACACACACACACACACACACAGCCACCUGUCUCCAAAAAGGCUUUCUCAGGUUCUGAAGACACUUGUGAAAUGAAUAUUGUUUUGGUUCUCUCUGCAUCUGUCCUUGUGUGGAUGCCACUGCACUCUUGGUUGGGUAUACUUUAAAAUGGGGCUGCAAAGCUCUGUACAUAUGUUGUACUCAGUGUACUGAAUCUUGUAUUGGCCCAAAGGAAUCCCCAUAGGGACUACAACGAAGAUUGUCAUGGGAUUGCAUUCAGGCGGCCGGGCACACACUGGGGAAAAUGUAAAUACAAUGUAAAAAAAAAGUAAAGGGGAAAGAAAGGGGUCUACUCGGCACACUGUUGUUCUGAUGUAGAUUUUAGCCAAUGCAGGCAUGUGUGCUUUUCUCUUCUGGCAGUAGCCUAAAAGGCGUCUGCUGCACAGGUGAAAUUCUGCUUAUUGUAUUAAAUUUUUUAGUUAGCAAAAAUACCUCGGUGAAAGUGUGCUUUAUCAAAUUUGGUAAAAUCAGCUUGAAAGUUUUGUUGCUAUGCGAACAUUGUUGGUUGAUGUGUGGCAGCAAACUUCAUCUCCUAAUCUUGUCUGUGCUUUAAGUCAUUUUUUACUGAUUUCUACUGGUGUAUUGAAAAAUCUUUUAUUUUUACUUCUCAGUCAAUGUAUUGUGUAGGCUGUGGUUGUGAAAAUGCUUUCUUCUGAAGUGUUGGUCAGCUGUAAUGCAUCACUUUGGUUGUAUGUGUAAAUACUUGUUUGAAAAUCUUACCAGUUUACAGUGCUGCUCAUCUUGGCAUAUCUGGGUCUUGUGACACUUUACUGUAUUGCUCCUUUAUAUUUUAUAAUGGAGAUAUAGAUAUAAGUACAGAGUGAACAAGACUGCUGAGAGUGCAUAUGCCGGUGUUUUGUCGCCAUGUAGAACCACCACCUGCAGGAAUGAUCUGCCUGUAAUUAUUGUUUUAGACAUAGCAUCCUAUACUGAACCAUUAUUUCCUGAAAGUCAUUGCCAAGACGUCGUACACCAAGGUUACUUUGUGUAGUAUGUUACUAUGAAGAGAGUAUAUAAAUAUAAAUAUAUAUAUAUAUAUAAUAUACUACAAAGAACUUUGCAAAAUUGGCAAUAUAUCAAGUUUGACUGUACAUACAUAUGAAUUAAACCCGGGUGCAAAGUCAA